Molecule: messenger RNA, 1234 nt
Organism: Penaeus monodon (black tiger shrimp)
Lineage: Eukaryota; Metazoa; Arthropoda; Malacostraca; Decapoda; Penaeidae
Exons: 2
Coding region: 44-658 (204 amino acids)
Source: RefSeq, a predicted model, not a curated record
GUUCACUCGCUUUUUACUCGUGUGUUUGUUGGCAUCCGGGGUCAUGACCGAAGCUGACCCAAAGCCUGACCCGGCCGCUGACCCGCUUCCCGAUCCAGUUGCUGACCCUGUUGCUGACCCAGAAGCUGAUCCUGAAGCUGACCCCGAGGCUGACCCCGGUUACCACGCCCCCUGCUACGAUAAGACACAAUAUGUUAAUGCAUACAAGACCGAGGCUUACCCUGUGCCCGUCUACGAGACCGUGUACAAGAAGAAGGUCGUCCCUACCACCUUGUACAAGACCUUGCACAAGACUCAGUACCAGACGGUCUACCACACCGAAUACGUGCCCAAAUACGUCACCGAAACCUUGUACAAGACCCAGGUUAAUUACGUGACCAAGCACCUGUCCAAGUACCAGACCCAAUAUCAGACCCGGUACGCCACCGACGUGCAGUACGUGCCCAAGUACGUCACCAGUACCCACUUCCACACCCACUUCCAGACGCAGGUGCGCUACAACACCAUCUACGACACCCAGUACACCCCUGUUUACGUGACGAAGACCAAGGUGCAGUACCAGACCCACUACGCGACCCAGUACGCACCCAACUACGUUACUGUCGCCAAGAACAAGGUCAUCUAUAAGACUUAUUGCCCCAAGCCCGUCUAUGGGUAAUAGGGGGCUGUGUGCAUGGCGCCUUGUUCUCGCUCUGUUGCUGUUCCUUCUUUAUCGAGCCUUUGAGUCGCAUGCCGUCUUCUCUUUUUCCGUCCUUAUCUUUCUUUUGUAAAUAUCUCGUAUUUAUUUUGUGCUUCUAUUAUCUAUAUAUACAUACUUUUCUAUGGCAUUCUAAGAUUUAGUGUUUUUAUUAUAUAUACAUACUAUUAUAUAUAUACUUACGCAUACUUUUCUAUAUCAUUUUAUGAUUUUGUGCUUUUCUUAUAUACGUACAUUUUCUAUAAUAUUCAGUGACUCACACACAUUAAUUUAUAUCUUCAAUAUCCUCUUCUGUAUCUCUUUAUUCUCAGUUAUAUUUUCUCUUCUCCCUUAUUACUGUUUCUUCUUGACAUUUCUUUUGUGUAUUUUCCUCUAUUUCUUUUUCGCUUCUCCUCUUCGGCUUCAUGGCUUGCAAGAUUCACCAGAAAACCUUUAUAUAAAAAUGCUUUACGCUGUACAUUUGUACAUUUAGACGGGGGAUUGUCAAGGUGUUGUAAACAUUGUAUACUUCAUUAAUAAAACUAUUCUCUUUUUGUA